Thunnus maccoyii (southern bluefin tuna) is the source of this 5925-nucleotide messenger RNA. Its product is annotated as NACHT, LRR and PYD domains-containing protein 3-like. Bases 136 to 3633 code for a protein of 1165 amino acids. NCBI's taxonomy places the organism in Eukaryota, Metazoa, Chordata, Actinopteri, Scombriformes, Scombridae. The record is from RefSeq and is a predicted model, not a curated record. Gene Ontology annotation, molecular function: protein binding. The transcript is spliced from 12 exons.
CUUAUUGUGGACAUUUCACUCCAUUUCAUGUGGUCCCUAUAGGCUAUAUUGCUUUUGAAAUUAAGUUGAGCAGCGUGAGCUUUCCAGAUGAAAGGAGAAACUGUGUGUUACUGAUAUGGACGUGAAUUCAGCAGCAUGAAUCAGUGUGAGGACAGAGAGGAGGGAGCCCUUCCCUCCAAAAGCUCUCUGUGUGGGGAACAUGACAGCCAAUCCAAAACUCAGAGGGUCCAUCAGAAACCAGACUCCCCUGGUCCUGAACCUGAACCUGAACCCAGCUGUGUGUCCCUCAAGAGUGACCAGUCAAACCCUAUUUUAAUUGAUUUUAAACAGCAACAUUCAUCUGAUAAAAAGGUCCAUCAGAAAGCCGACUCUCCUGGACCUGAACCUGAACCCAGCUGUGUGUCCCUUAAGAGCGACCGGUCAAACCUUUUUUUAAUUGAUUUUAAACAACAUUCAUCUGAUAAAAAGGUCCAUCAGAAACCAGACUCUCCUGGACCUGAACCUGAACCCAGCUGUGUGUCCCUUAAGAGCGACCGGUCAAACCUUUUUUUAAUUGAUUUUAAACAACAUUCAUCUGAUAAAAAAGUGGACCAGGAGAGCUCAGAGGUUGUCAGUGGUCAGUUUGCCCAGCAGCAUCUAACGCAUGUGGACUACAUAUUUAUGCUGCUGGAGGAGAACAUCGUCACUUUUGUGAAGAACGAGCUGAAGAAGAUGCAGAAGCUUCUGAAUUCAGAUUACCAAGAAUGCUUAGAGAGUCAGAGGGAGGAUGACGAGGGGUUGGAUACUGAGGAGGAGGAAGAGCAGAGGAGGAGCAGCAGAGAGGCAUUUCUGAAUAUCACACUGCACUUCCUGAGGAGAAUGAAGGAGGAGGAGCUGGCUGACUGUCUGCAGAGCAAAACCCCUGCUCCAGUUGGUCAAAGUAAACUCAAGUCUAACCUGAAGAAGAAGUUUCAGUGUGUGUUUGAGGGGAUUGCCAAAGCAGGAAACCAAACCCUACUAAAUCAGAUCUACACAGAGCUCUACAUCACAGAGGGAGGGACUGGAAAGGUCAAUGAUGAACAUGAGAUCAGACAGAUUGAAACAGCAUCCAGGAAACCAGUUGAACCAGAAACAAUAAUCAGACAAGAAGACAUCUUUAAAGCCUCACCUGGAAGAGAUGAACCAAUCAGAACAGUGAUGACAAAGGGAGUAGCUGGCAUUGGGAAAACAUUCUUAACACAGAAGUUUACUCUGGACUGGGCUGAAGACAAAGCCAACCAAAACAUACAAUUCACAUUUCCAUUCACUUUCAGAGAGCUGAAUAUGCUGAAAGAGAAAAAGUACAGCUUGGUGGAACUUGUUCAUCACUUCUUUAAUGAAACCAAAGAAGCAGGUAUCCACAGGUUUGAAGAGUUCCAGGUUGUGUUCAUCUUCGAUGGUCUGGAUGAGUGCCGAUUUCCACUGGACUUCCACAACAACGAGAUCCUGACUGAUGUUACAGAGUCCACCUCAGUAGAUGUGCUGCUGACAAACCUCAUCAGAGGGAAACUGCUUCCCUCUGCUCACCUCUGGAUAACUACACGACCUGCAGCAGCUGAUCUGAUCCCUCCUGAAUGUGUCAGCAUGGUGACAGAGAUCAGAGGGUUCAAUGACCCACAGAAGGAGGAAUACUUCAGGAAGAGAUUCAGUAACAAGAAGCAGGCCAGCACCAUCAUCUCCCACAUCAAGACAUCACGAAGCCUCCACAUUAUGUGCCACAUCCCAGUCUUCUGCUUGAUCACUGCUACAGUUCUGGAGGAUGUGCUGAAAAGCAGAGAGGGAGGAGAGCUGCCCAAGACCCUGACUGAGAUGUACAUCCACUUCCUGGUGGUUCAGUCCAAACUGAAGAACGUCAAGUAUGAUGGAGGAGCUGAGACAGAUCCACUCUGGAAUAAAAAGAACAGGAAGAUGAUUGAAUCUCUGGGAAAACUGGCUUUUGUGCAGCUGCAGAAAGGCAACCUGUUCUUCUAUGAAUCAGACCUGACAGAGUGUGGCAUCGAUAUCAGAGCAGCCUCAGUGUACUCAGGAGUGUUCACACAGAUCUUUAAAGAGGAAAGAGGGCUGCACCAGGAGAAAGUGUUCUGCUUCGUCCAUCUGAGCAUUCAAGAGUUUCUGGCUGCUCUUCAUGUCCAUCUGACAUUCAUCAACUCUGGAGUCAAUCUGCUGGCAAAAGAACAAACAUCCCAGAAGUCUGAAAGUAUAAAAGAAUCUGCAAGAACACAUCUGUACCAGAGUGCUGUGGAUGAGGCCUUACAGAGUCCAAGUGGACACCUGGACUUGUUCCUCCGCUUCCUCCUGGGUCUUUCACUGCAAACCAAUCAGACUCUCCUACGAGGCCUGCUGACACAGACAGGAGGUUGCUCACAGACCAAUCAGGAAACAGUUGAGUACAUUAAGAAGAAAAUCGAGGGGAAUCUUACUCCAGAGAGAAGCAUCAAUCUGUUUUACUGUCUGAAUGAACUGAAUGAUCAUUCUCUAGUGGAGAAGAUCAAACAGUACCUGUUAAGAGGAACAAUCUCCAGAAAGAAACUGUCGCCUGCUCAGUGGUCAGCUCUGGUCUUCAUCUUACUGUCAUCAGAAAAAGAUCUGGACGUGUUUAACCUGAAGAAAUACUCUGCUUCAGAGGAGACUCUUCUGAGACUACUGCCAGUGGUCAGCGCCUCCAAGAAAGCUCUGCUGAGUGGCUGUAACCUCUCAGAGAGAAGCUGCACAGCUCUGUCCUCUGUUCUCAGCUCCCAGUCCUCCAAUCUGAGAGAGCUGGAUCUAAGUAAUAACAGCCUGCAGGAUUCAGGAGUGAAGCUACUGUGUGUUGGACUGGAGAGUCCACACUGUACACUGGAAACUCUCAGUCUUGCAGGAUGUCUGAUCACAGAGGAAGGCUGUGCUUCUCUGGCCUCAGCACUGAGCUCCAAGCCCUCCCAUCUGAGAGAGCUGGAUCUGAGCUACAAUCAUCCAGGUGACUCAGGAGAGAAGCUACUGUCUGCUAGACUGGACAGUCUCAGGAUGCAGCCUGCUGGAGUCCAAUGGUUGACACCAGGGCUGAGGAAGUAUUUCUGUGAACUCACACUGGAUCCAAGCACAGUAAACACAAAACUCAAACUGUCUGAAAACAACAGGAAGGUGACACUUGUGAAGGAGGAUCAGUCAUAUCCUGAUCAUCCAGACAGAUUUGAAUACUGGCCUCAGCUGCUGUGUAGAAAUGUUCUAACUGGUCGCUGUUACUGGGAGGUUGAGUGGAAAGGAGGGGUUCAUGUAUCAGUGUCUUACAGAGGAAUCAGAAGGAGAGGAGACAAAGAUGAAUGCAGGUUUGGAAUGAAUAAUCAGUCCUGGGCUCUGAGGUGCUCUGAGGGUAGUUUCUGUAUCUGGCACAAUAACAGUGGAACAUCCAUCCCCUCCUCCUCCUCCUCCUCUUCCCCCUUCUCCUCCUCCUCGGUCUCUAACAGAGUAGCAGUGUAUGUGGACUGUCCUGCUGGCACUCUGUCUUUCUACAGAGUCUCCUCUGACACACUGAUCCAUAUCCACACCUUCAACACAACAUUCACUCAGCCUCUGUAUGCUGGGUUUGGGUUCUGGUCUGAAUCCCCUGAUUCCUAUCUGUCUUUGUGUUCACUGUAAGAGGGGGAGUGUCAGUGGUGUAAACAGACAGUGCAGCCAAUGCAGCCGCACUGGGGCCUGUGCUGGCACUGCUCUGACACAACUGGUGCAGGCCCGUCUCAUUUAGCGGAAAUACAAGUAAUAUGAGAUCAAUUUACACUAGCGCUGUUGCUUUUUAUUUGACAUUCGAACCCUUGUAAAUAUUUGAACUGUAAUGAUCUGUUCAAAUCCUAAAUUUACAACCUAUAAACAAAACAGACCAUUUGAAGUAGUUUGCUUUGUGAUCUAGCAGAGGGCAUUCUGAAAAUUCACUGUCAAUUUGACCUAUUUCAUACUCUUUGACCUCUUCAACUUCUCCGCCCUCUUCUUUUUGUUUGCUGAACUUAUUUUCUCUGAGCUAUGCACUCUUUUAAAUGUUUUAACUAGCAUGUCUGCCUUAGCUUUGUUGUCAACUGCCUCCUGUCCUUCAUAUUGUAAAAUUGGUACUGUAGAUGUCCUGUACACCCCUGCCAAACUUUCUCUGUGCUCAUCUUAAAUCUGAAUUAAAUGCGUGAAACUUUAUGAGCAUGAUUUGUGACAUCACAACUAGUUUGGAGCCAAUAAUGGUCCAGUAUACUCUUUACACAAGUGUUAUGUGGUAGCCUCCAGUACACAUUAAGCGUGGGACAAGGCAGAAAAGAUUAUCAAAAGAAAAGAUGAUCAAAAUGUAUCCUAAUGUAUCUGAUAUUUGUGACAGAUAUAACUUCUCAAAAGGUACUCUAGGUCAUAUUUUCUGGUUUUGUCCCAAUAUUGUCCCUUUUUGGCAGGAUAUCAUUACUUGGUAUAAAAUUAUGAUUUACAGAUUGAACCUGAUGCACUAGUUGCCUUAUUUGGUUGUUCCGAAGCUUCUCGUGCACUGCCACUGUACAGCAGACCCUUAUGUUUGGUAUGUUAGUAGCAAAGAGGAUAAUUCUCAAGGAAUUCAAGGCUACCAGCACUCCUUGUUUCUCCAGAUGGUUUGAGAAACUGGUCUCAGGGAUACAACUUUUCAUACUUUUAUUGUAAUUCAUUCAUAAAUAGAUACACCCACAAAAUGCAUUGUUUUUUUGUAUUUUAUACACCUGGUGAUAAAAACCAGAAGAAAAAAAAUCAUUAUAGUAAUUUCAUCAUGUAUUCAUCAAGUAUUUAUAUGUUAAUACAUACAUUUUAUACAUUCAUACAAUGUGUGUGUAUGUGUGUCUUCUGCUCCUCUAAAUGUAUGCAUUAAGUACGUUUAUAUGUUUAUUUGUUUUCCCAAGAUCUGCCUCUGUCCUUUUGUAAAUUCUUUUGUUAUUCUGAGUCUAAGUUAAUUGGUGGCCUCAUAUCUCAUCCACUUAAACCAGUGUCUUUUAUACAAGAUUUCCUGUAUUGUUACUUUUCAUCUUUGAACUGAUGGACUUCAUGGUUUUAGCCAAUUCCUAGUUAUUUGCUUCAGGGCUGCGAUUCUGAGUAUUCUAUGUAGGUACUGAUCUGUUUUCUACAUUAGCUCUGGUGGUGAUUUUACAAGAACAAUAUGUAUUGGGUUAAUUGUUUUUUUCAUAUUGAGCCAAUACACAUGAUACCCGCUAUGACUCAAUGCCAAAAUGAUUUUAAAAUAGGACAGAAAAAGAAAAUGUGUGAGUGGUUUGCCUUUGUCUCACCACAUUUUCUCCAGAAAUCUGAUUUCAUUGAUGUGUAAAUUUUAGAAAGUACAUUUGGAGUAGUAAAAAAUCUUGUACAUAAUUUUCCCUUUUUUCCAUUCCCUCCAAUAUUUAGAAUUUGUUGUUUUAUAAAUAUAUCUGCACAUUUGCUUCCAUUCUUCAUUCAGCUGAUCUAUUUCAGAAAUCCAUUUUUGUUGAAUUUUAUUAUUGGUGUCUAUAUCGUUCUCAAAAGUUUUAGAUAUUUUCUUAUGUGUUUUUGAUUACCUUGUUAUGCUUUUUAAUCAGAAAGGUAAUUAAAGGGUAUAUUUCUUUAAUAGUUUGUUUUUUUAAAAAAUGUUGUGAAAUGGAAACUUAUACUUUUAUGUUUAUUGUCUUCAAAUUAUGUUAUAUUAUUUUAUGUUAUACUGUCUUACAGCUCAGUGAACAUGCUCAAUUUUCCAAUAAGUUAACAAAAGCGAACUGUAUGAUUCGGCCUUCAACUUCUACGUCUCACUAAACUAAAGAAAACUCCCUAAGGAAGAAACAUAGAUAAGGCUAUGAAUGAAUAGGACAUUGUGCAUUAAUUAAAAGACACCUGUUAGGAAGACAAAUAUGUCUAGCAAACUGUACUAGUGCUAACUGUGCUGUGUACUCUGGAUAUUGCAAUAAAACUCUG